GCAGCUGAGGAGCUUUUGACAGAUCUGGUCGCGUGAACUGGUCGAACUGAUCAUCAUGCUAAGUUUAUUAAUGUUACUGCUGGCCAUGAUGACUUCUGUAGCGGCAACUAGCGGCAACAAACAGUCCGCACAAGCCACGGUACAAUUUUUUAAAACAACUUUUGAGCAACUUUCGCUACAAAAAAAAAACUUUUGACUUUCUUUUAGGAGCUUUUGGGCAACUUUUUGAGAAAUUAAGGGAUUUUUUUUGGGAAAUCUCGAGCAACAUGUGGAAAGCCCACAAGACGCCACGCCACUGACAUUUGACUGAAGAAAGACGUAAUGGUGGAGAGGUGAAGAUAACACCUAUUUAAGAAGCAGACAGGAGAAGCGAAUACAUGAAAAUGAAAAAAACGUCACCUUUUCUGAAUCUGAGACCUUAGGAGAUUGAAAUUUUCAGAUAAAAACUAGCCCAUUGUACAAGCAUUUUUCUUAUAUAAGGAAAGCUCGAGCUGUUUCUACUAAAAGUACACGUACCGGCAUUUCUGCCUUUCAGUUUUUUGAUCAAUCAGUCGAGGGAUAACAAGAUAUAUUUUUUAUAACUUUUACUAUUUUCUUGUUUGAAACUAGCAAUCUCCAUCGUUUUGUUAUGGUGGUUGUGGCAUUCCCGGCAUGCCCGGUAAGCAUGGUACUCCUGGGGCACCAGGUCGCGACGGACGUGACGGACGUGAUGGCCGUGAUGGAGCUAAAGGCGAUCAAGGAUUGCAGGGAAAGACUGGACCUCAGGGACCUCCUGGUAAUAAGGGACCUGCUGGUGUAAAGGGAGAGGAUGGGGUUAAAGGAGAAACUGGAGCCCAGGGUCCUCCCGGUCAAAAAUGGGAACUUGGCCCGAUGCCGUUUAAGAAUUGGAAAGAAUGCGCCUGGAAAAACUUGAAUGAUGGAAAGGACAAUGGUCUGAUCAAGGUGAGUCGUGCGUUUGCGAUUGAUCAGCAUACAAUUAUCAAAUUUACACACAACACAGAGCAUGCAGCAGCCAUUUUCUAAAAGGCCUUUUGCAUACCAACGAAUAUCUAAAGGCUACUGGCCGCGCACUCAUUAUAAAGCGACAUUCUCUAUAUAGCAACCUAGUUACACACGUAGGCUUGUAUACUGAAUUCUGUCGGCAGAAUUUCGAGCGCAUAAGGUACUCUCUCCAGUAUUGUCAAUGGUAUUCACUAUUGGUCAUUAUCAAAAUAAAACUUGAAAAAAAAAUAUAUACAUAUACUAUAUAUAUCGUGACGCGACGAAUUAUGGACAAAGUGGCUUAAUUUUACUGUGAUUAAAUUUUACUUCAUAUUCUUGAACCGUAAUUAUAAAUAGCUUUUGCAAUACUAGUAUGUACUUGUAUGGUUCUGCAAAUAAAGCUUGUAGUUGUUAUUGUUGAAUUCGAAACUUCAACAUCCCCCAAGGCCCCGCCCCCCUAUCCUUGGGCAUUUGAACUUUUUAAGGCACGCCUGAUCAAAUUCUCCUUCUCUCCUCCCAAAAGGCCCUCGCUGGGUAUCCCAUUGUCUCCCGUGCGCUUCCUUUUUCUCUCUCUCCAGCUUCCCUACGAUACAGAGAGGCUUUUGCGGAGGAAAAAUAAAUUCCUUUUUAUACAUUACGGCCUAAUGUAGUAGUCAAAUGACUCUCCCAAAGAAGAAAUCUUUUGAAGAUUAUAUGUUGUGUGGAAGAAAGGUAAAUGUUUCGGACGUGUAAAAGUAAGUCGGGCUUAUAUCUUCCGGUCAUGAUAAUUUACUUUUAUUGAUCAAACUUGGUGAACUUUAUGAUGUAUCUGAGCGAGAACCUGUCCCCUCAAGGAACCAAAUUAGGGCCUUGGCUUUUUUUGACUGUGAUUAAAGACCUUGUUGUCAAAAAUGCACGCUUAUGGAAAUAUGUAGAUAAUACCAUAUCAUAUACCAUAAUUAUGAUACCAUAUAUAUUACUUCUAUAUGCUUUAGAAGUUGUAGACUGUAAAGUUAUUGGGUCUCAAUAUUUCCAGUGAUUUGACCUGGAAUAUCUAUAUUAAUGAAACUGUUAAGAAGGGCUCCAAGAGAUUAUAUAUUUUUUGGUACAACUUAAGAGAACUAAGGUUACUCGCACUGAUUUAGGGCUCUUCCACUCUAGUUGUAUUAGAUCAAUUAUGAACUAUGCACUACCGGCCUUUCACUUCAGUUUGCCUAAAUAUUUAACGUUAAGUUAUUACCUGCACCGCACGAAUCUACUUAUUCAUUAAGGCGUGCGUGAUCUUUUAACAUGCCACGUUUUAAAACUGACCUUUUUAAGAAUAGCUUUAUUAUCUUUUCAUGUCUUAAAGCAACUAACUUAUAGGUUAAAGUUUUCAAAUUUCGCAGCUUGUAUUUCGAUAACUUUUUUUGGCAUCUCAUCUCUUGUCAGCUUCUUUAUUCCUUUUAAUUAAGGUAGAUUAGUUAAUGCUUAGAUCUAUAAUUUAAUUUUUGUAACGUAAAUACGCAAUUCAGUUUUCGAACUGCUAUGUAUUUAUGAAUUAAUAAACUUCAAACAAAAAAAGGGAGGGAAAUUGGGGUCAAAGUAACAAAACAGCAUACGCUUAGCCUUUGGAGUAAAAAAAGCCAUUCAUUUACAACAGAUGUGUCUUAAACAGUUUCAAGUCUUCCAUCUAAUUAUGAGAAAUUUCGCAUCUACCGAUGUGAAAUAAGUUGCCAGACACCGGAGCUCAAAAAAAGUUAAACUUGAGGCUUGCGGUUCAAUUACCCACCCCCACCAGUGAUGGUCAAAUGCCCGGGUUGCUUCCAGCAACCAAUAGGCGUGACAUCUGGACAGUCAAAGUUCUAGCUGAAAACAGUCUCUAACGCUGGAUGAAGGGUUUGGGAGGUGAAGGGGAGGACAAGUAACGGGGGCACCGUUUAAAGAGGCCAAAUUAAAAACCUAAAGGUGCAUGAUCAUCAUGAUGGUGGAUCUACUCCUAGCCAGUAAAAUCUUGUAUAGCACAAAAUUAAAAAAAUGCAAAGCUGACUACAGCAGUAGAUUAUAUUAGUUCCUUUUUCCGAAAAAGGAUAAAUUCAGUCUCACAGCUGUGAAGUUAGCCUUGACCUCUACAUUCAUGAACUGAUUUAUCUGUCUGUCCACAACGACCACAAUCAAUAUUGGGCACUAGCUAGGCAGUUGCUAUUAAAUGUAAGCUAAAUCUAGGUUUUAGAUGUAAUGAAACAUUAAUCUGUUACUGAGCCUCUUCAUUAAUAGAUUUUCUGUCAAAUUUUUUGUGUUUUUUGCAGGACUGUGUUUUCACCAAAAACUUUUCUGAUACUGCCCUUCAUGUUUACUGGACGGGUGCACUAAGGAUUGCCAGCUGCAAUAGCUGCUGCAAACGUUGGUACUUCACUUUCAAUAGCGCUGAGUGUUCUGCUCCUCUGCCGAUUGACGGAGUUGUCUACAUGGCGACGGGCGGUAAUAAAAAUCUCCAUCGCGUCCGCCAUAUUGAGGGGCACUGUAAUAACAUCCAUAAAGGAAAGGUGCGCGUGGGAUUCUGGAUCGGCAACUGCGCUUCAUAUGGAAACGCUGAUGGCCACACAGGAUGGAAUUCAGUGUCCCGCAUAUUUGUUGAAGAAGUUCCUAAAGCUCAAGCUUAA
Molecule: messenger RNA, 3602 nt
Organism: Porites lobata
Lineage: Eukaryota; Metazoa; Cnidaria; Anthozoa; Scleractinia; Poritidae
Source: the annotation of a GenBank genome assembly